AAUACAGGAAGUCGUGCUCCGUUUGUAAAGGAACUGCCUUUAACGCACUGCGCGGAUACGCACGCACGCGUCCAGCAGGGGACUCGCUUUAACUCAUCCCUUCAACAAAUGGCACCUGUUCGGUUCCAAGGAAAAGCCGAGAGGCCAGGGUCCUGUUGCAUCCCGAUUCAUUCAACUUCAUCCGACCGGAACGACUCUCCAAGCAAAUAAAGAAAUACUGAGACAAUCGGAGCAGGUGUAGCCACGACUCCUGGGCAGUUUAUUGUAGACUUAAGAUCAACACCUUUUCUCAAAUAUGCGUAUGUUUCUACGUCGGCGUAUGUCCCCCCUGAAACUGGUAUUCCUUGGGGGGGCUCUCUUCAUGAUGACUCUUGUGGUUCUCCAGAGGGAUGUUGGCCCUUCAUCUGCUAGGGACCCAUGGUUUCAGGACCUGGUGGACAAGAAGGACAAGGUGAUAGUCAUGGUACGAGACGUCGUCAACAAUAUCAGCUUUCAGAUUAGAGCUCCACAGCCACCACCAUUACAGAUGCAGCCCACCCAGAAUGUCAACUGCCCAGCUGGAUUCUAUACUCAGGAUGAACUCAAACCUCACCUGGAAAGACCACCACAGGACCCCAACAGCCCUGGGGCUGAUGGGAAGGGUUUCAUUAAAGACAACAUGACCCCAGAGGAGGAGAAAGAGAAGGAGGAGGGCAUGACACGGCACUGUUUCAACCAGUUUGCCUCUGACCGCAUCUCACUCAGCCGUAGUCUUGGGGAAGACACGAGGGCUCCAGAGUGCAUUGAGAGAAAGUUUCGUCGUUGUCCUCCUCUGCCCACCACCAGUGUUAUUAUAGUCUUCCACAAUGAAGCUUGGUCCACCCUCCUCAGGACGGUUUACAGCGUCUUAUACACGUCUCCUGCUAUCAUGCUCAAAGAGAUCAUCUUGGUCGAUGACGCCAGUACUGCAGAGCACCUAAAGAGCCAGCUGGAGGAUUAUGUACAUCAACUGAAGAUCGUCCGUGUAGUGCGGCAGCAGGAAAGGAAGGGUCUCAUCACGGCCAGGAUGCUGGGCGCCAGUGUUGCUCAGGGCGAAGUUCUCACAUUUCUCGACGCACACUGUGAGUGUUUCCAUGACUGGCUAGAACCCUUGCUGGCCCGCAUUGUUGAAGAACCCACUGCUGUGGUUAGUCCAGAGAUCAGCACCAUUGACCUCAACACUUUUCAGUUCUGCAAGCCUGUGGCCACCAACCGCGCUGUUAACCGAGGUAACUUUGACUGGAGCCUGAGUUUUGGCUGGGAGGCGAUCCCUGAGGAUGCCCAGAAGCUGCGCAAGGAUGAAACGUACCCUGUCAAAACACCUACUUUUGCUGGAGGUCUCUUCUCCAUCUCAAAGAAGUACUUUGAACACAUUGGAACAUACGAUGACAAGAUGGAGAUUUGGGGUGGUGAAAAUGUGGAGAUGUCUUUCAGGGUAUGGCAGUGUGGGGGUCAGCUGGAGAUCAUUCCUUGUUCUGUGGUAGGCCAUGUCUUCCGCACCAAGAGCCCCCACACCUUCCCCAAGGGCACAGAG
Monopterus albus (swamp eel) is the source of this 1552-nucleotide messenger RNA. It is a transcript of the gene galnt6, whose product is annotated as UDP-N-acetyl-alpha-D-galactosamine:polypeptide N-acetylgalactosaminyltransferase 6 (GalNAc-T6). The record is from RefSeq and is a predicted model, not a curated record. Gene Ontology annotation, biological process: protein O-linked glycosylation. Gene Ontology annotation, cellular component: Golgi apparatus. Lineage: Eukaryota; Metazoa; Chordata; Actinopteri; Synbranchiformes; Synbranchidae. Gene Ontology annotation, molecular function: polypeptide N-acetylgalactosaminyltransferase activity. The transcript is spliced from 8 exons. The annotation marks the transcript as partial.